CCUUUAUGAACCUCGCUCCCUUGGAUCUGUGCAGGAGGAAACAAACCAUAGAGGGAGAGAAUUUCACCCGAAAAUCUCCUCCUUGGAAAAUCAUCCCACGAUCAAUAUAGUAGCUCCAGUUUUUUCAUCUGCCUCAUCAGUUUCAUUCAAAAGUAUCAAACUUUUAGAUGUCUACAGCAGAUUUUGGUGACGUUUCUCGG
Rubroshorea leprosula is the source of this 200-nucleotide messenger RNA. The record is from the annotation of a GenBank genome assembly. NCBI's taxonomy places the organism in Eukaryota, Viridiplantae, Streptophyta, Magnoliopsida, Malvales, Dipterocarpaceae.